CUUUUUCACAAAAUCAGGUGACCAUUAUUAAUCAAAUCAUAAUAUCCAUUUUGUUGAAACUGUUGAUCGUAAGGAUCUACAGACUGAAUUAGCUUUGAUUUACCAUGGCUGAGAAACAACCAUAUCCUCCACCACAAAACCCACAAGGGCAGCCUCCACCCCCAGGGUAUGGUGCACCACCCCCACCAUACCAGGAACAAGCGUCGGGACCAGUGUAUGCAGGCCCACCUCCGAGUUACCCCAGUCAGAUGCAGCAUCAAGUAGUUGCCGGAGGGACAACUAUCAUUGUGCAGCAGGGCCCUACAAGACCGGCAGCUCCUCCUCCAAAACAAAAAAAAGGACUGUUUGGCUCUCUGAUGAAGGAAGUUGACAAGGUGGCCAGCACCGUUACCAAUGAAAUUAAUGAUCUUGUCGGUCAGAAUACAACCGGUGCCAUUCUGAAUCAGUUUCAGACUGGAAAUGUUGUUCAGCUAGUGUCAAGGACAAGUGGGCGGAGUCUUCAGGUUGUGGCGGCAGUUAAUGGACAGCUGGUAGUCGAUGGGGCGGGGCCAACCCAGGGCCAACCUCCCUUCAAUGCUGUUUGGACAGUAGUAGCUGAAGGCAAAAACCAGAUACGUCUCCAUAACAACAACAAUUUCUUGACUAUCAUCAACGGGCAAACUGCACUAAUAAACAUGCCUCCUGGUACUGUUCAGGGAAUUGAGACGAAGUUGCAGCUUCACCUGAUGUCUGGCCAGUACGUGAUCAUCGAGUCAAUGAAGGAGCAGGGCAGAUACGUCGGUGUGAUGCCGGACGGCAGCCUCAAACCAGCAUCGUCAACCGGCCGCGAGAUAAACUCGCACUUCGCAGUCAAACUAGUGUAUUCUCCUUACGCUGCUGUCACUUCAACCGUGCCACCUAAAUGAACAGCUUGAUCUCACCUCAGAAACAACCGCGCAGUUUAAACGCAGACACCACAGCUUUUACAGUGAACUAUGCAACUACCGUCCGAGUCGUUAUUCUACCUAAAUCUUUAACACGCAAUUAUUCAGGGCCAUAGUAACAGGGGAAACGUGUGUCUACUGACUUCACGCCCAAAACAUUUACCGUUUGUCCCACUCUAUUUAUCUUUAAAAUGUGCCUCCACUUCACAUGUCAUUCCUAUCAUCCUGUUAUUUGUAGUGUGUGUUUGGCAGAAGUUUGUACCUACCCUGUACUAACCCUGUACCUACCAGCCUUAUGUCCGAUGACUUAACCACGACAUUACUGAGGCCGGUUAGGAGAAGAAGAAGAAGUUUGUUUUGUUUAACGACACCACUAGAGCACAUUGAUUUAUUAACCA
This is a messenger RNA of Gigantopelta aegis, 1321 nucleotides long. RefSeq lists its product as uncharacterized. Bases 105 to 905 code for a protein of 266 amino acids. NCBI's taxonomy places the organism in Eukaryota, Metazoa, Mollusca, Gastropoda, Neomphalida, Peltospiridae. The record is from RefSeq and is a predicted model, not a curated record. The transcript is spliced from 8 exons.